Kockovaella imperatae is the source of this 3340-nucleotide messenger RNA. Its product is annotated as BRO1-like domain-domain-containing protein. The record is from RefSeq and is a predicted model, not a curated record. Lineage: Eukaryota; Fungi; Basidiomycota; Tremellomycetes; Tremellales; Cuniculitremaceae. The transcript is spliced from 4 exons. Gene Ontology annotation, molecular function: protein binding. Gene Ontology annotation, cellular component: endosome. Gene Ontology annotation, biological process: protein transport to vacuole involved in ubiquitin-dependent protein catabolic process via the multivesicular body sorting pathway. The coding region runs from base 153 to 3287 and encodes 1044 amino acids.
UGGCGCUGUACAACUUGCUCGGUCUACUCUUUGGGAUAUCAUAAUCGCAGCGAUCAAACUUGCUGCCCGUUCAGAGGGCUUGACGGAAGGGUUGGAUGAGUUCAGACAACUAGAUCACAAAAUUCCAGCCAAAGUCGGCAGAAUCACCUACCAUGGCGCACCAAUCCCCGCUGAUAGCCAUACCUCGUAAAACCACCAAUGAUGUAGACUGGGCAACUCCCAUUCGUGCCAUCAUCGCCAAUUCAUACGGAGAGAGUCCGAGCUCGUAUACUGAAGAGUGCAGCGUUCUCCAGCGGUGCAGGCAGGAUGCAGUCAAAGGCGCUGGCAGUGACGCUACCGCUCGAGAUUUGCUGUACAAAUACUUUGGACAACUUGAGCUCUUGGAGUUAAGGUUCUCAGAGAUGAAGGUGCCCUUCGCUUGGACCGAUGCCUUUACUCUCAAAUCCACUACACAAACCUCUCUCGCAUUCGAGAAAGCUUCCAUCAUCCACGUACUCGCCGCCGUUCUGUCUUCAUUGGCGUCUGCUGGGUCUAGAGCAGAUGGGGAAGGCAUCAAGCGCUCCUAUUUCAACUCUCGAGCCUCAGCCGGCAUGCUGACAUACAUCAAUGACAACUUUCUGCACGCACCUUCGAAUGAUCUCAGCCGAGAAGUCGUGCAGCUCUUGAUUGGUAUAAUGAUGGCACAAGCGACGGAGAUCUUCACAGAGAAGCUGAUUUCAGAGAAGAAAGCCCCUGCGUUGGUCUGUCGAUCCGCCAAUCAAGUCGCUGGAAUGUACAGUACCGUCGUGGACGACAUGAAGGAGUUCCAAGGCAAAGGGAUCUUUGACCGAAAUUGGCUCAGCGUCUUACAAACAAAAGCCAAAUUGUUCGCCUCCGUGGCUCAAUACUAUCGGUCGACUGGUGAUAGUGCAGCUGGGAAACAUGGAAUGGCAGUAGUGAGGAUGAAAUUGGCCGAUUCCUUGGCUCAGGAGGCGCAACGAUCCGCCGGCCAGUUCCAAUACUCUUUUGUUUCUACCGCGACUCCAACUCUGCCGCAUGAUGCUGCUACCAGCUUGUUCGAAAUCUGCAAGGCUCACGCAUCGCUGUGUGCGGAAGCGAAAAUUCAAGUCAAUAAAGACAACGACCUCAUCUACCACGACAUGUUGCCUUCAGAGGCAUCUCUGCAAUCCCUCGAAAAGCUUCCACCUGCGGCCCCGAUUACCAUCCAGGAAGUCUACAGCAACCAGGAAGUCUCCAAGCUGAUCGGACCAGACAUCUUUGCUCGACUGGUUCCCAUGGCAGUACACGAAUCCGCAUCCAUGUAUUCAGAGGAGAAGGCAAAGCUUGUGCGUGCGGAAGUUGAGCGAGUCGACUUGAGCGAAGGAGAGAUCCGGGCGACUUUGGAGCAUCUUGGCCUACCCGCACUUCUGACGUCCUGGAGAAGGCUUGCGAACGAUGAUGAGGAGGGCGAGGGAGAUGUAGAGAUCUCGGGCCAGCUUCGCCGAUUGGCUCAGGACAUUCAGAGUGGUGCGCCGCUGGACAGCCUCCUCCGUCAACUCAACAGUGAACGCGAAAAAUGUGAACGAGACCUGCGGGAGCUGAACGGCAUGCUGGAUAGUGAGAGCCGAGAGUGCGAACGGAUGAGGGUCAAAUACACCCCCCAGUUCACUCAAUCACCAUCCGGCUCAAGGACUGCUCAUUAUCGGAACACCAUCACUGCCAAUCUGGAAUCACUUACUGCUGCUGCAUCGACAGACCAGCAAGUCUCGGCACUGUGGAGGGAGAUCCAACCUCAGAUUGGCGUUUUAUCCGGAGGCGAGGCUCAGCUUCGCCAGACGGCUCAACAAGUUGCAUCGGGUCAGGCACCACCUUCCACACCGCAGGGCGCGAGUCUGCUCGACUUGCAGGAUGAGGAGAUACCAUCCAAGUCUGGGCUGAGCGAAGCUGAAAAGGAUGAGCUCAAAGUCAUGGCGUCUCAAGCUCAGGAAAAGCUGGACCGCCUUGGGAAGAUCCGCAAAGAGCGAGACGACGUGCUUCGUGACUUGAAGGAAAAAAUUCAGAACGACGAUGUGUCCUCGCUCUUAUUGCUAAAUCGCCGAUCUCAAGAUGUUGAACCUCAACUUUUCGCCAGCGAGCUGGAAAAGUUCCGUCCGUAUCAAGGUCGGAUCGGCGCCGCCAUUUCAGCUUCCCAAGAAGCGCUCAAAGACUUGUCAGAGAUCAUUGAUAAUGUCAGUCAGGGCAACGGUGUCCGUCAGAGACAGCGCGGUCAGAAAGAACGACAGAAACGGAUUCGAGAUUGGGAGCGAUCCCUCGAAAGGACAGGAGAACAGUAUAGUGAGGUCCGAGCUGGCGCUGGAAAAGGCCUGUCGUACUAUGAGAGCUUGACUGUGGUGAUCAAUGACCUUUCUCGCGAGGUCAGAGAAUACAUCAGGUCUAGGGAUUCAGAGAGGAACAAAAUGGUCGCGGAAAUUGAGACUCGACAGAGGAUCAGUGGAGGAUCAACUGGAAGUGAUUCCCGUGGUCUCGACUCUUCGAUGGCUGGAUUGUCAAUCUCUCGUUCGCCAUACGCGUCACCUCCACCUCCUCCUCCCUCAGCAGGAUCGAGUGGAUACCCUUCCUUGACACCGACGAGCCUCCCGACUCCGCCUGGUCAUAGCUCGACACCUCACUUUCCGCCUCCACCUCCUCCACCUGCACCAGCCAAAUCGCCCUCCAAUCCAUACGAUUUCAGUAGCCUGGGUAACCUGCCUUCAGCAUUCUCGACAUCAUCCCACCAGCCUUCUCAACCCCCGCCACUGCACUCGUCAUAUUCAUCUAGCUCCUCCAGCUCUAACCCUUACCCAACGCCGUCUGCUCCUCAUUCGGGCUAUACUUCUCCACCGCCUCACUCUUCUUAUCCUCCUCCACCUCCUGCGAGGAACCCCUCGGCCAAUUACUACCCUCCUCCAUCGUCAACGCCACAAAGGCAGACUUCCGGUUCUUAUCCCUCAUAUCAGCCCCCUCCUCAACAAUCACAUUAUCAGCCGCCUCCACAGACAUCUUAUCAACCUCCUCAUCAGCCUCAGUCUCAAUAUGCUCCUCCUCCCCCACAAACAACGUAUCAGCCGCCAUCUCAACCACAGUAUCAGCCGCCGUCCCAACAGUAUCAGCCGCCACCCAACCAUCCAGGCUCUCGGCCCCAAUAUCAUCCUCCCAGCCAACAUCAACCUCCCUAUCCUUCUUAUGCCCCACCCCCUUCGCGGCAGCAAUACGGGCAGCAGCAGCAGCAACAGCAGCAAUAUGGCCAAGGAGGCUACCAGUACCGUUGAGAUACUGGGAUUCCGACCCCUUCCUUUGGCAAAGGAUGCAUACUGUGUAUGUG